This is a messenger RNA of Solea solea (common sole), 6430 nucleotides long. It is a transcript of the gene nuak1b, whose product is annotated as NUAK family, SNF1-like kinase, 1b. Gene Ontology annotation, cellular component: cytoplasm. Gene Ontology annotation, molecular function: ATP binding; tau-protein kinase activity; protein serine/threonine kinase activity. The transcript has 7 exons. NCBI's taxonomy places the organism in Eukaryota, Metazoa, Chordata, Actinopteri, Pleuronectiformes, Soleidae. Bases 1093 to 3048 code for a protein of 651 amino acids. The record is from RefSeq and is a predicted model, not a curated record. Gene Ontology annotation, biological process: microtubule cytoskeleton organization; intracellular signal transduction; protein phosphorylation.
GUUGUGGGCUGGGAAGGCACAUGAUUCCUGACUACGCCCCUGAACAUCAGAGAUGGGGAAGAGAGGGAAGGGAAGACAGGGGAGGAGGAGGAGAAGGAGGAGGAGGACUGCGUAAACUCCGCCUCUGCUCUCCGAUCCUUUCGCAUUCCUUAUUCACAGCCUUUCACGUUGAGCAUAGGGAGAGAAAAGGGAGAAACGCGAGGGACUUGCAGAGACGAAGGUGAAGAAAAGGAACAAGAAGAAGCAGUAGAAGAAGGGGAGCAGCGAAACGACCAUGGCAAUAUUCAAAACAUCUCAGCCUGAGAUAGUGUCGGACCACAGCGCACCUCCACCCCCGUCGACCAAGGCUCGGAGCUUGCAGUCGCACAAUAGACAGAGUCCAGAUGAAUGAGGGUCUACACCUGGGCCGUGGACAAAAUGAGGGUCAUCUUCAUCCAAAACGCCGGUUUCGUCGCAGCUUUCUCUCCUCGUAGAUGUGAGCCGGUGAUGUUAGCAGCGUUUAAGGUGAAGGAGUCACAAUUAACCACAGACAGAUCAUGCCAGUCAGUUGAUGAGUGAGAUCAGACCAGUUUAUAAAGGCAUUAUUCAUAUUUUUUACUGUUAUCGGAAUAGAUAUCGCACAUAUAUGUAACAUUAUUUUUUAAACCGAAAGCGCGUUCAGCUUCCGGCAUGCGCGUGCUGCCGAAAUCUGAAAGAUGCCAUAUUUUAUGACAAUGUUGCCAUUAUAAUUAAUUUGUAUCCAUUAAUAGUAGACUAUGUAUCCGGUUAUUAGAGGCCGAUAAUGUCCUGUGAUGUAGGCUUGUCGCGCUUUAACCCGCUAGUAGACUGAUAUUAUCAUGAAGACGUAGGAGGAGAAGGCUCGCUUCGAUCGCUUUGAUCAAAGUCUAUUGAUCAGCCGAGACAAUCUGGAAAUGUUCGUUUCCACGUGUAAUGUAAUAUGACUAGCAAGCCACGCGUUAUUCCUUUAUAAUUUAUUUAUUUAUUAUUAGGCCUAUAAGUAUUAUAUCAUCAGUUUUUAAUAGUUACUUUGUGAUAUUUAACGGGGAGUGGGGGGGAGAACGCUUGUUAAAACGCGUCCCUUUGUAUAGUGACAUGGAAACUGCAUAUUUAUCGCUCCACGGUCGGGGCGCAAUUACGCGUCCCGAGACCCAGAAGGGUCAAAGAGGUGACCUCUCCCGUUCACCUCCACUUCUACCUGUCGACAUCUCACCUGAGGAGGUGUCGGCCAGUAGCGACGGACGACGCAACUCGGGCGUGAAGAAGCACCAUCACAAGCACAACCUGAAACACCGCUACGAGCUGCUGGAGACGCUGGGACGAGGCACCUACGGAAAGGUCAAGAAGGCCAUCGAGAGGCACUCAGGCAGAGAGGUGGCUAUCAAGUCCAUCCGGAAGGAGAAGAUCAAGGAUGAGCAGGACAUGGUUCAUAUUCGCCGAGAGAUUGAGAUCAUGUCAUCCCUCCGUCACCCGCACAUCAUCUCUAUAUAUGAGGUGUUUGAGAACAAGGACAAGAUUGUGAUCGUUAUGGAGUAUGCCAGCAAGGGCGAGCUGUAUGACUACAUCAGUGAGCGCAGGCGCCUAAGUGAGCGAGAGACGCGACAUUUCUUCAGGCAGAUAGUCUCCGCCGUACACCACUGCCACAAGAAUGGAGUGGUGCACAGGGAUCUUAAACUGGAAAAUGUGCUACUGGAUGAAAACUGUAAUAUUAAGAUUGCUGACUUUGGGCUGUCAAACCUCUACCAUAAGGACAAGCUGCUGCAAACCUUCUGUGGCAGCCCACUCUACGCUUCACCAGAGAUUGUCAAUGGGCGACCGUACCGUGGUCCAGAGGUGGACAGCUGGGCUCUGGGGGUGCUGUUGUACACCCUGGUUUAUGGGACCAUGCCAUUUGAUGGGGGAGACCACAAGAACCUCAUUCGCCAGAUUAGCAAUGGCGAUUACAAAGAGCCCACUCAGUCCUCAGAUGCCCGUGGACUGAUCCGCUGGAUGCUGAUGGUGAACCCUGAGCGCCGGGCCACAGUGGAGGACAUAGCCAAUCACUGGUGGGUGAACUGGGGCUGGAAGAACAGUGUGUGUGACUGUGAGACCCAACGCGACCAUGGAGGCUCACCCAUGCUGGCUCGCUUCAUCGACUGGCAGAACCGCACUGAGCCACGUGGUUCUGGAGCCAAAGCCGCAGCCAUGCCUCCAGUGCUGCGCCAGAGGCCCAAAAAGUCCAAGAAGGAAAAUGUUGAGGAAGGACAGACCCACUGUGGAGCAGAGGACAAGCCAGGUCUGAAGAGGCCCAAGGGGAUCCUGAAAACCAGGGUUACUGAGGAGCAGCAGACUGCCUGUUUGGAGGAGGUGGAGUUGGGUCAGAUGGCACUGCCGCAACAAGUUGAUGGGGGAGAGGAGGCCUCAAGUCCAGAUCGUGAGGAAGAGGAGCCAACUCUGGGAGGAGGCUCACCAGCUAAGAUGGUGCCAUCUCUACCCAAGAAAGGCAUCUUGAAGAACAAUCAACAGCGGGAAUCAGGGUACUACUCCUCACCAGAGCGUAGUGAGUCCUCCGAGCUUUUAGGGGGGGCCAGUAUGUCUCUAUUAGCCACCUCCCCACCCAAGAGAAUGAUGGGGAGAAAAGGCAUCUUGAAGCGAAACGGCAAAUACUCCACCUACAGCGGGCCACCCUCAGCAGAGGCAGUGGCUGGAGUUCUUCCUCCAUCAACUGACUCAGGUCUGUCUCGCAGUCAGAGUCGACCUUCCAGUAUAGUUGGGGAGGACAGCUCCGUUCUGUCCCUGUCACCAAUCUCCCUUGGCGGCGCUGAGUGGCAUUCCUCCACCCCCCACCUCCGCCCAAACAUCAGGGCCUGUGUCUCAGCUGAAAACCUGCUGCAGCUUGCCAACUUCAAGGGCUUCCAGGCAGCUCCACCACUCCAGGGAUCCAAGCUCAGCCGUGGCCCCAAAAUGAAAGGCUCCCCAGGGGACAAUGGCAGCUUCUCCUUGCUGGGCGACCUUGAGGACAUGACUCAGGUGUACCAGCAAGCCCUGGACAUCAGCAACAACCUCACCUAACAGAUGGGUGGCAGAGAGAGAGAGAGAGAGAGAGAGAGAGGGAGCGAGAGAGAGAGAGAGAUAAGCUGAGGAGAUUAAACCUGACAGUGUGUGUGUUUGUGUGUGCUGAUGUAUAUGGGUGGCAGCAACGACCAGUGUAUUACUGGGAAACACCUUUUUUUUUAGAGGUUAUGGCUUCAAAUGAGACUGAAUUGAUGGGUAUAAGAUGUAUAUCUACGCACACACAUGCACACACAGAUGUAAACGCUUAGGUGCACUUCUUUGGUCAGAGGAAAUCAGUUUUGUGAACAGGAGAGAGAAGGAGCUGGCACGAGAGAAUGCCACCCAGUCUGCUCUCUCGGCCCGCCCAUAGACAUUGCUGUGUUCAACAUGUUUACAUAUUCAGCAAGAAGGCGAGUUAGAAUCACAAAUGCAGCAAACCAGGAACUGGUUGGCUCUCCCUGUACUCCACCCAGUUUGAGUUUGAGUUUACAAAAGCACCUUAAAACUCACACAGAGCACACGCUUUUGUGAUCUUUACUUCCUUUAAAAACAAACAAACCAGGGUCUUGUUCCAAAAAUAACUGAUAUAGCUGAUUAUUUAUUAAUUUUAUUAAUUUGUUUGUAGCUUUUACUUUUAAUUGCAAAACUGGUGGGCGCUGGCUGUUACUGGAAGAGUCCAAAACUCCUUGUCUCCAACUCUUUGAGUGGAACUGACAUAUAUAAUUAUGUUGCUCAAUUAUGAGAAACAACAUAUAUAUAUACUCUGCGUAUAUAACUAUGUUGGUGCAUGUAAAACACAUAGACAAUUAUACCUUCAUAAAAGUGUAUGUCCUAUAUAUAUGUAUGAUUCUAUGGAAUAUGUAGGAAGUGCCUUUUUUGAAUCAUGAUAACAAUUAUGUAUGUCAUUUCCUUAAAAGUGGAGGAAAAAGCCAGGCUGACCUGUCACCAGUUUUUUGUUUCGUUUUUCUUUUCUUAUGUUGUUUAUGAAUGUGGAGACACCCAGGGCCUUCACUGCACAGCUGACUAGCUUUACUUAUUUUGGGGUUCAAAGGUCAAUGUGAAACAGUUGAGAUCAAGCGGUCUCGUGCCCCCCUCUCCAGCUCCUUCCACAAGUGGAGUCUUGCACACGGGCAGCCUCAGAACAGCCUCCGCUGUGGUCUUUGUCAGCAUCUAAGCCCAUAGUUUGGUUCGUCAGUAGUUCAGGUGGCUUGGUUGAACACAGAUUCACUGGCAUCAGCAGCACAGGUCUGCAGGGACUCUCAUCAAGUGGGACAGUCAGUGACGGGGGAUGUCGCAGACACCAUCUCACUGUCCUGGAAUGUGCCUGGUUCUUUUAACUUUCUUGUAAUUUCAUGGACCUAGCUGAUAAAAUAGGCUCUUAGCUGAAAGACAUCUUUUACCAGUGUGUUUUUGUUUUCCAGCGUUGGACAGGUUAAUAUUUUACCCUUUAAAAGAGCUUUGUAAGGUGGUUUGUUUUGGCCGGCUGAUGACACAGCAAAUUCCUCAGACAAAUAAUGCUAGAGACAUGUUGGUGCUAGAGAUCUCUAUCGGCCUCAGCCCGACUCAGCACAGGUGGGACCGUCGGUCCAUGCUGAGCUCUCCAGCUGUGUAUACUUGUCCAUUAUUCCAACCAAGCACAAUUAGCCUGCUAUUGUUUUCGUUUGUGUGUAACUAGAGAGGCAGCGCGUAGAGAUUUAUAGCUAGAGGGGAAAAGAAAAGUGUGAAGAGAAGAAUGUGAAAGAGUGAUGCACGGAGCAGUGUUGAGAUUGGAGAUGACUUUCCUGAGAAACACAGGAAAUGUCAAGGAGUCAGACUUGUUUUUGGAGGGAAGUGUACUGUAGAUUUGUGAAAGUAAAGUAAGUGAGUAGAAAGGGUAGAUGGAAAGUUUUUUGUUUGAUACCAAAGAUGUGUUGAAACUUUGACUGGAUUCAGGGGAAUUAAUAGGUCAUGGACUAAUGAGAGCCCUUAGGAUUUUACUUUGACAUGGGAACCCCCCACUGGUGAAUGUAAUCAUCCCUGCGUUGGCUUUGAGAUGCUGGAGGCUGUUGAUAUUGAGGGUCGGUGUGUGACUCAUGUUUUUUUUUUUUUUUUUUUUUUAUGGCAUUAGAAAAGUGUGUUACUUUUCAACAGCAGCAAAAAAAAAGUGGGAAAACGAUGACUGACAUCAUCCAAAAUAUCAAAUGACGUGGAUGGAAAACCAUGCAGUAGAUGACCCCAAGGGACGAGAUCACAUGUUGAAUGUUUUCAGUGGCUCGUGUGAGGGAAUGGUCCUGGGUACUGAUUUAAAUGAAAAAUCCGCUGCGCAUUAUAUUGCAUUUUAUUGCCUAUUGUAUUGCAUUUUAUUGUCAACUGGAUUUACAGUGAAAAAAUUAUACUAUGUUAGUAUUUUGUUUUAUUAUGCUUCUGUUUUUGAUUUUCCAAAAUAUAAGAAACUUUAUAUUGCUUUAUGUUAUGGCAGAAAAUACUUCCUUCCUUGAAGUGUUAAAAUUUCUCUCCAAAAACAGACAAAUUGGUGUAUUUUCUUCUGGAGAAGCCAUCAAGAGCCUCCAGAUGCAGAACUUCAAUUAUCAAUUAAAAUCUCAUGGAAUAUGGAAACACGUACUUAAUAUGUUAACAGCAGACUUUGAAUUUAUUGAAUUUAUGCCUCUACCAAAGCAUGGAAAGACCAAAAUGCUAGAAUAAAACCAUGAAAAAAGGAAAUAAAGCAAUAGAAAUAAUCUGAUUAUGAAACUUAAACUCUGCCAAACUGGAAAUAACUGGUGCAUAACUGUUAGUUAGCAGAAAGUCUAAUCAUAGGAAAACUUGACUGGAUAUUGUUAUGACAAUAAUAAUAAUAAAUUAGUAUUAAUAUGUUAUUUAAAGUAUUAUUUUGUUAUGGCUCAUUACUAUGGUUGGCUUCGCCACAGUGUUUUCUCUGUUGAUGAUCCUGGACUGCCAAGGUAGUGUGAUGUGUGCCUUUGGUAUCUUUAAUUAAUUUUUUUUUUUUUUUUUUUUUAAUUUGAUAAUGAAAAUUAUUAUCAAUGUGUUUUUAUACUUGUAUUUAUUGGUGAUCAAGCCAUUUAAUUUGUUGUCAGAAUGCUCCAUGUCCAUGCUUCAGCCUGCUUUGGGCAUCGUGUUGUGUUAAGAAAGGACAAUACACAAACAUGUGUUCGUUCAAAAUAGAGGGGUGUCAUCUUAUUGUGAAGGCAGAAUAGCAUAGAUUAGAAUGCCUUUUGCCAUUGCACAUUGCAAAGAAAUUUGCAAGGCAGAGCUCAAGUCUGAAAUUUUAAGAGUAAGAUAUCAAUUAGGAGUCCUUCAAAUCUUGUAAAAUGUCUUAAUUCAUGCAUUUGGGUGCAUUUCUACUCAACACAAUGCCUCUGUAGUACUGUAUCAACUCAAAUAAAUGGAUCUUGAAAGUUAA